AUGCUGCGGACCCGGAUUGACAUGUUGGAGCGUGUGCUGCAUUCCCACGGGAUAGACCCAGAUGUGGCUAUCCAGGCCAUCACUGCAAACGAUGAACCUGACACCAAAUCCGAGGAAGAAUGGAGUCCACCCACUUCCAAGGUCGAUGAGCUGUGUGCCACCUUUGACGGUGCACUGACGCUGGACGAGUCGUUGAACUUUGACCAGGAUGGUGAGGUGCGAUAUUUCGGACCAACAAGUGGGCGUUUGCUGUUUCAAUCCUCAUUGCAAGGCCCAUCAAACAAUGACUUGUAUCAGUCAGACAGGUUACCUACUGGAUCCUGUAGUAUGCAGGCCCCUGUACCGACCGAGUUGCCGGAAGACAGCUUGGUAUCGGAGGAACUCAGAUCCCACUUAAUCGACUUGUACUUUGAGUGGGAGCAGCCUUGGUUCCAAGUAGUAAACGAAACACUGUUUCGGGAAUCUAUGAAGAAUGGAGGGCGAUACUUCAGCAAGCUUUUACUCAACUCCAUUCUCGCGGUGGGAUCGCGAUAUUCCGAUCGUCUCGAGGUGAGGGCGGAUCCAAGUGACCCAAACACGGCCGGCAAGAUAUUUCUCGAACGAGGGGAAAGUCUCAUCCAGAAUGAGCUCAGAUGGCCCAACAUCACCACGAUCCAGUCACUGGCGAUCAUGGGAAUGGCUUACAUCGCGAUAGGCUCUGAUGCUGCUGGAUGGCUCCAUCAAGGCACAGCUAACCGACUUGCUCUCGAUAUGGGACUCAAUAUGGAUCCUUCAGUGCUCUCGGGGGCAGUAGCACUUCCCCUAAUUGAGAUCGAGUUGCGCAGGCAAAUCUACUGGGCCCUCUAUUGCCACGACAAAUUGUCCGCUAGUUACACCGGGAGGGUGUGCACUGUACUGGAAUCCCAAGGGGUUGUUCACAAACCAUAUCCCCCAUGUGCCUCAAAUGAACGUCUCCCUUCUGCGAGCGGCAAUGGCAAAUUGCGAGCGGCCUCACCCAGGGAUGUAGUGAAGCUGCACAGGGCGAUGAUUGACCUCUGUCGCAUAUUCGAGAAGGUUCUGGUCUCACUUUGGUCCCCCAAGCCACUUCUACAAGCUAAACAACGAUCUGCAUUCUUUGAAUCUUGCGUGCUUGAACUCCGAACUUGGUACUAUGACCUCGCUCCUGAGUUGAAAAUUGACCGUCCAUCAGGACCUUCCAACUUCCCCCACACGUACGCUCUCUGCAUGGUUUACCACACUGUGUGUAUGUUGCUUUGCGUGCCCUUUCUGGGAAACAGGUACAAUGCGCAAAAGGGAUUCGCUACUGAUCCAUGCACACAAGAAGCCACAGGCCACAACGCUCCACAGAGUAGCUGCGGGCGGAAAGCAUUGACGAUUUGCCACAACUCAGCACGGGGAGUAUGUAUCGUGGCGCAGAAAUACAGACAGAAGUUUGGCACCUUCAGGCUCAGUCCGAUCACCCCAACACACUGCAUUCUCUCGGCUGCGUUGAUCAUCAUUGAGAAAUGCCAUUCUGACCCGAACAAGAAGAAUGGCACAGGGAUCCAAACCUCUGUAGGCCCUUCACCACAGACUGCAGUGGGACUUUGCCUUCAAGUUUUACGAGAGCUUUCCACGUCUUGGGAUAUUGCAAAGCGGAUAGGACGCAAUCUAGAGAAAUUGUAUUGCCGGCAACUGGACUGCGAUGUCGAUCAUAUGCCAGCUGCCCCUUCGUUGGAAUGCCAAAUUCCAUGUGCCAAUCUAUCCCAGCCUACCGACCUCAACGUUUGUGCAGGGUAUCCCACUCCACAAUGCGACCCAAACCUCCAUCAUCUUGAUCCAAAUUACCCUCAAGCUCAAGAUGUCUGGCAGCCUCCCCCAACAGCCAAUUUCGACUGGCUUGACGCCUCAACCCCGAGAAACUUUUACGAAGCCCCAGUGAGCAAUAUCGACGGGUCAGCGGCCAUUCCUAACCACAGCGAGCUCUUUGUCAAUAAUCUAGGAUUUGCAUUUUCUGCUGAUUCUCUGCCGAGUGAUUACACCAUGUAUGACACUCUCAAUCAGAUGUAUUCCGAAAUUCUGUGGUGA
This is a messenger RNA of Penicillium olsonii, 2067 nucleotides long. The record is from the annotation of a GenBank genome assembly. Lineage: Eukaryota; Fungi; Ascomycota; Eurotiomycetes; Eurotiales; Aspergillaceae.